UGACAGUUGUCUGUGGCACAGCCGCAGCCGAGUCCGGUGGGUUUGGGCACCUGUGGCCCGGCUCUCUGCGCGUCCCCGUCCCCCCCGUGGCCCGGGCCCCGGCCAUGAAGCGCAUCUUCUCCUGCUCCAGCUCCCAGGUGGCGGUGGAGAGAUGGAACCGUCGUGACCAGAAGCUGCUGGAGGCAGUGCAGCGGGGGGACGUGGGACGCGUGGCUGCCUUGGCCUCCAGGAAGUCUGCCCGACCCACCAAGCUAGCCUCGAAUGGCCAGUCCCCGUUUCAUCUGGCAGCCUCCAAAGGCCUGACAGAGUGUCUGACUGUACUGCUUGCAAAUGGGGCUGACAUCAACAGCAAGAAUGAGGAUGGAAGCACUGCCUUGCACUUAGCUACUAUUUCCUGCCAGCCACAGUGUGUCAAAGUCCUGCUUCAGCAUGGUGCUAAUGAAGAUGCUGUGGAUGCAGAAAACCGUAGUCCAUUGCACUGGGCAGCCUCCUCUGGCUGUGCCUCAAGUGUGCUCCUGCUAUGUGACCAUGAAGCCUUCCUGGAUGUGUUGGAUAAUGAUGGACGUACACCCCUGAUGAUCGCUGCGCUGGGUGGUCACACUGCUAUCUGCUCACAGCUGCUGCAGAGAGGAGCCCGAGUUAAUGUUACAGACAAGAAUGACAAAUCGGCUUUGAUCCUGGCCUGUGAGAAAGGCAGUGCUGAGGUGGCUGAACUGCUCCUGAGUCAUGGAGCAGAUGUGGGGGCUGUGGACAGUGCGGGGAACGAUGCUCUGCAUUAUGCUCGGCACACGCAAGACGAGGCCCUGUGGAGGCUGCUGCAGCUGGCCCUGAACCGGCGGCGGCGGGGAGGUCAAAGGCUAGUCCAACACCCAGAUCUUGCAUCCCAGGCCUCUCCAUCUGAGCCCCAGGCGGGUUCUCCAUCCAAGAGCCCAUGGAGAGCAGAGCCUGAGGAGGAGCAUGAGGAAGAGGAGGAUGAAGACCCAUGCUCAGAUGAGUGGAGGUGGAAGUAUGAAGAAGAGCAGGGGAAAGUGGCUCAGUUGGAGCAGGAGCUGGUGCGAAAGACAGAAGAGUGUAAGACUCAAGCCGCAGCCUACCUGGGCUUGGAGAACCAGAUUCGAGAGCAGGUCCAGGAGCUAGGGCUUCUCCUGUCUCAAGAGCCUGGAACUCCAGGAGGGUCUAGUCUUCGACCUGGAGGGGAUGGCAUGGAGCAGGGUUGUCCCCUGGACCUGCUGGCUGAGCGGAUACAAGAGCUAAAGAAGCAGCAGCAGGCAGCAGCCAUGGUAAACCCAACAUUAGCUCCCAAGAAGGCCAAGGAUUCAGCCCCAGGAGAGAUUCAACAUGAGGUCCAUGGAAGGGCCCAUCCAGAACAGCAGCCACCCCAGAGCCCACGAUCUGAGACCUUAGGAAAAACCACAGGACAGCAACAGACUACACGUGGGGGACAGACCCAUGGCUCUGAGCAUACUGACCAGCCUCCUGCUAGCCAGAAGGAAAGGCCCCAGGUUCUGGGGAUUGAACCAGGAGGCACCGCGGUUGAACGAGUGGGCCCAGCAACAGCCAUGAACCAGCUCCUGCUACAACUAAGGGAGGAGCUGGCUGCAGUGUGGCGAGAAAAAGAUGCUGCCCGGGGGGCUUUGUCACGAUCCAUCCUGGAGGGAGCCCUGGGGACUCACCGGGCUGAGGCUGCAGCAGCUGCCUGGGAGAAGAUGGAGGCCCGGUUAGAGCGGGUGCUAGUGAGGCUGGAUCAGGCAAAAGCAGGACUACAGGUGAAACCGGAGGCUCUCGCCCAGGAGUCCAGAGAGGGAGCCCCAAAGGCAGUCUCAGGGAUCAUCCAACAGGAUGAAGAGAAGGAGAAAAGGGCUUCUGGGUCUCGGGGAGAGCCUCUGGGGGCCCCUGGAGGAGAACAGUCUCCAGGAGGAGGCCUGGCGAAGGGACAGCUGGAGAGGGAGGUGUCAGCGCUCAGACUGAGCAACAGUAACUUGCUGGAGGAGUUGGGGGAGCUGGGGCGUGAGCGGCAGAGGUUGCAGAGGGAGCUGCAGUCCCUGAGCCAGCGACUACAGCGGGAGUUCGUGCCCAAGCCAGAGGCGCAGGGCCAGCUCCAGCAGUUGAGGCAGAGUGUGGGGCUACUGACAAAGGAACUGGCCACGGAGAAGGAGGCCACAGAGAAGCUGCGGAAACGCCUGGCCUGUCAGAGCAGUGGCCUCCGAGGGCUAUGGGACUGCCUGCCACCCGACCUAGUAGGCAAGGGGCGUGCACGGAGCCAAGCGGCCGAGCCCCUGGAGGAGCUGCAAGCCUGCAUCAGUACCCUGGUGCACCGGCACCGGGAGGCCCAGCAGGAGCUGGGUCGGCUGGAGGAGGAAAACCAGCACCUGCGGGGGUCCCUGGCCUCCUGUGGGGAGCCAGGCGCCUCCUCAGAGGCCCCAGCAUCCCCACAAGUGGCCGCUCUGGAGCAAGACCUAGGGAAGCUGGAGGAAGAGCUGCGGGCGGUUCAGGCCACGAUGAGCGGGAAGAGCCAGGAGAUCGGGAAGCUGAAGCAGCUGCUCUACCAAGCCACGGAGGAGGUGGCUGAGCUGAGGGCCCGAGAGGCCGCCAGCUUGCGGCAGCACGAGAAAACCCGGGGCUCGCUAGUGGCCCAGGCCCAGGCCUGGGGGCAGGAGCUAAAGGCUCUGCUGGAAAAGUACAACACGGCCUGCUGGGAGAUGGGCCAGCUGCGGGAGGCGGUGGCCGAGGAGCGACGCAGGAGCGGGGACCUGGCGGCCCAGGCCGCGGAGCAGGAGCGCCAGACCGGCGAGAUGCGCGGGCGCUCCGAGCAGUUUGAGAAAACAGCGGAGCUGCUCAAAGAGAAGAUGGAGCGUAUCGUUGGGGCCUGCCGGGACAAGGAGGCCAAGAUCAAGGAGUUGUUGAAGAAGCUGGAGCAGCUUUCAGAGGAGGUUCUAGCAGUUCGAGGAGACAAUGCUCGCCUUGCCCUGCAGCUACAGGAUUCCCAGAAGAACCACGAAGAGAUCAUCUCCACCUACAGGAAUCAUCUGCUGAAUGCUGCUCGGGGCUACAUGGAACAGGAUGUGUACAAUAUCCUAUUGCGAAUCCUAAGUGUGCAAGAGGCGUGAGGUCACCUCACCAUGUGCCCUCAGGUACAUAGGAUUUCCCUGCUGGAAUAAGAGCCUCCCUGGUUGACAGAGGCUCCAUCAGGCUGUGGUUGGGGCGGGGAUUGGCCACUAGGGGGUGAUGUGGGCGGGGCUUUGCUUUGUCUUGGAUACAGACCUGAGACCAUGGACCUUGGAAUCCGCAUGGAUGAGAACAUGAGGUGUGGAUGAAAACAAACUCUGGAAAAUAAAGCAGGAGGCAG
Carlito syrichta (Philippine tarsier) is the source of this 3346-nucleotide messenger RNA. It is a transcript of the gene ANKRD35, whose product is annotated as ankyrin repeat domain 35. The transcript has 14 exons. The coding region runs from base 105 to 3107 and encodes 1000 amino acids. Gene Ontology annotation, molecular function: actin binding. The record is from RefSeq and is a predicted model, not a curated record. NCBI's taxonomy places the organism in Eukaryota, Metazoa, Chordata, Mammalia, Primates, Tarsiidae.